UUCCCAAACCCAUUUCCAGACUACAAUGGAGGCGCUACGAUUCUCCCCCACCCAGCCGCCACUCCUCCGCCGCCACGCUUUCGACAAAAUGGCGCGCAACCCUCUUCACGCCAACACCCGACACCGCCGUCCCAAGCCCUUCAUCGCCGCCAGGCUCUCAAAGCCGGCGGAGAUAGCAUCCCCUUCCGCCGCAGAAGAUCCCUCCUUGUCUGUGUCUCCUCCACGGCCUAGAGUUUCACCGGAUUCCCUUCAGUACCCACCCGGCUACGUCGGGGCGGUUCCCGACCGGUCACAUUCCGAUGGAAACGACGGCCUAAUGAAUGCGAUGGGUUAUUUGACCAAUAUACUGUCUUCGAAGGUUUAUGAUGUGGCCAUUGAGUCACCACUUCAAAUUGCGCCAAAGCUAUCUGAAAGACUCGGUGUUAAGCUUUGGCUCAAGAGGGAAGAUUUGCAACCCGUUUUCUCAUUUAAGCUCCGAGGAGCUUAUAAUAUGAUGGCAAAGCUUCCAAAAGAACUGUUGGAAAAAGGGGUUAUCUGCUCAUCAGCUGGAAAUCAUGCUCAAGGAGUUGCUUUAGCUGCCAAGAGAUUGAAUUGCAAUGCCGUCAUUGCUAUGCCUGUUACCACUCCGGACAUCAAGUGGAAAUCUGUGGAGAAGCUGGGUGCUACAGUUGUCCUUAUUGGGGAUUCAUAUGAUGAAGCACAAGCAUAUGCUAAGAAGCGUGCAAAAGAGGAGGGUCGUACAUUCAUACCACCUUUUGAUCAUCCUGAUGUCAUCAUGGGUCAGGGAACAGUAGGGAUGGAAAUUGUGCGCCAAAUUCAGGGUCCAAUGCAUGCAAUCUUUGUGCCUGUGGGAGGUGGUGGUCUCAUUGCCGGUAUCGCUGCUUAUGUGAAGAGGGUUUCUCCACAGGUGAAGAUUAUUGGGGUUGAGCCCACUGAUGCAAAUGCAAUGGCGUUGUCACUCCAUCAUGGUCAGAGAGUGAUGUUGGACCAGGUUGGAGGAUUUGCAGAUGGUGUAGCUGUUAAAGAGGUUGGUGAAGAAACUUUCCGCUUGUGCAAGGAAUUGAUAGAUGGAGUUGUUCUAGUAAGCCGUGAUUCCAUUUGCGCAUCAAUAAAGGACAUGUUUGAGGAGAAAAGAAGCAUAUUAGAACCAGCAGGUGCUCUUGCCCUUGCUGGAGCUGAGGCAUACUGCAAGUAUUAUGGGCUCAAGGGGGAAAAUGUUGUAGCAAUAACCAGUGGGGCAAACAUGAAUUUUGAUAAACUCAGGGUGGUAACUGAACUUGCUAAUGUUGGUCGUAAGCAAGAGGCUGUGCUGGUAACUGUUAUGCCAGAGGAGCCUGGAAGUUUCAAACAGUUUUGUCAGUUGGUUGGGCAGAUGAAUAUCACCGAAUUCAAAUACAGAUAUAAGUCUAGUGAGAAAGCUGUUGUCCUCUACAGUGUUGGGGUUCACACAGUCUCAGAGCUAAGAGCAAUGCAGGAGAGGAUGAAAUCUUCUCAUCUUCAAACUCGCAAUCGCACAGAAAGUGACAUGGUGAAAGAUCACUUGCGUUACAUGAUGGGAGGCCGUUCAAAUGUUGAGAAUGAGGUUCUUUGCCGUUUUAUCUUUCCAGAAAGACCUGGUGCUUUGAUGAAAUUCUUGGACUCCUUCAGUCCACGUUGGAAUAUUAGUUUAUUCCAUUAUCGUGGGCAGGGUGAAGCUGGAGCAAAUGUUUUAGUUGGAAUACAGGUACCCAGAAGUGAGAUGGAUGAGUUCCAUGAUCGUGCUAACAAACUUGGAUAUGAUUAUACAGUGGAGAAAAAUGAUGAAGACUUCGAGCUUUUAAUGCGCUGAUGAUUAGCCAUUAUUGUGAAUUUUAGUGGACAAUAACAAUAUUAUCAUAUUUAUUUCGACAGUGGACUUCAAAGAGGUGGAUGAGGGAAAGCAUGAAAGGAAAUGGCCCCUAGACAUGUCACCAGAUGACUAGAGGAACCAACUCUUUUUACUUAGUGCUGCAAUUUAUGCAUUUUUGUAAUCUAUAAUUAAUAUAAUAAUUUAUAUUCUCUAAUGUUUUUGACUUGCCUUUUAACAUCUGUAAUAAAUGGCUC
Messenger RNA from Gastrolobium bilobum, 2082 nucleotides. Its product is annotated as threonine dehydratase biosynthetic, chloroplastic-like. The record is from RefSeq and is a predicted model, not a curated record. The transcript has 9 exons. Gene Ontology annotation, biological process: L-threonine catabolic process. Gene Ontology annotation, molecular function: threonine deaminase activity; pyridoxal phosphate binding. Bases 26 to 1828 code for a protein of 600 amino acids. NCBI's taxonomy places the organism in Eukaryota, Viridiplantae, Streptophyta, Magnoliopsida, Fabales, Fabaceae.